AUGCCCCGUCAAAUCUUCAAGAAAUGCGUCAUCGCAGUCGCAGGGCCGCUCCCAGGCCAGCUCACGGCCGAGAACCUCACCCAAUGGACCCGCCUCCGCAAGGGGAUCUUCAGCAACGACUUCGACGAGUUCGUGACGCACCUCCUCUGCACGCGAGAGCAGUUCAACAAACGAGUUCCAAGGGUUCAACAAGCUCUGAAGCGGGGGAAGCGGUUCCAUAUAGUUCACUAUGAUUGGUUCGAGUUCUCUGCCGUCCAGGAGAAGAAGCAGCCUGAGAAGGACUAUUCGAUGAGGGUUCUGCUUGCCAAGCAAAAGGCCCGUGAGAGGGAAGAGCGGAGGAUCGAAAAGGGUAUACAAAAUGAGGAGAAGUUCGUCAACACGAAUCUAUUUCACAUAUACACAGACCGGGAAUUCUUCUCAUAUCAAAUCGACAUCACGAGAGAUGACACUGGGCUGGGAGAGCUUGGUCAACGUUAUACCAUGUGUCUUUGGGAAUCCGACGCCAAGCCGCACCUUUACCAAUUCACAGCAAAGUUCCUCAAAAGAAAAGGAGACGGGCAGCCUACAUACUACCGCCCAAGUCCCUGCGCUGGGAAAUGGCGUGAUGAGAUGAAUCACUUCAUGGCAUUCUUUCGGAAGAAGACGGGCGUCGACUGGGAGGAUAGAGUGGCCAUGCAGAAGACCACCAAUACCGAGUACUUUCAGUAUACUCCACCGGCGGGAGGGAAGCCAGUUGGCCGCCGUUUGCGUCAUUCUCACGAUUACUGCCUCCAAAUCAAUGCCGAACUCAGGGGACUCCCAUGGCCACCGAAGGAAGAGAAACCAGAGGGCAUGAUGGAUAUGACUCAAGGAGGAGACAUAUUGGCGAUACCGGGUGGAAGUGAUGAGUGGGAGCCCGAGAUACCCGCUGAAAUGAGAAACGACAGUCCUGUUGACGAGGACAUGGAUACAAGCGAGGAUGAGACACCAUCGUCCACUCAAGACGCCCUAGAUGACGAAGAAUGUAAAGACGAGAUCACCAAUGAUGACCUGGACAAAGACUCAGACAUAGAAACAGAGAUACGUCGCCAGACUGAACUGGAGGGUGGUGAGACGGAAGAGCAACCAUUGACCUCUUCGUCGGAUGAUUCGACCGAGGGCUCAACCUCUCAACAAGUAGGAGAUGGACAUACAACGCCUACUAGCCUAGCAAGCGACAAUGCAUCCUGUUACUCAAUAGGUACAGGUGCCAUGCUGCCUGACGAAAUUCAUGACCCAAGGUUUUAUGAGGCUGUGAGAGAGGCACUCAAAUUCCCCGUUCCGAGCUGA
Clonostachys rhizophaga is the source of this 1308-nucleotide messenger RNA. The record is from the annotation of a GenBank genome assembly. Lineage: Eukaryota; Fungi; Ascomycota; Sordariomycetes; Hypocreales; Bionectriaceae.